GUCCACCUUUCUGCCGUGGACAGCCUGCUAGCGUUAGCGAGGUUUCACCGAUAAUAAUAAAGACAAAACUGGAGCUGGCAGGUUCCUCUCUUCGCUGUCUGCUCACCUUUAAAAAGCCACCUCUCAUAUCCGAUGAGACCCGGAGAGUGUCCUCCAUCCCGGAGCUGUUGAGGGCCUCUGCUGGCGGACUGCGUCACCGAGUGGGCGCUGCAGGUAUUCAUCUGGCCAUGGCAGGAACCACCUGGAAACCAAAGUGACUGAACUUUUAUUCAUCAGCAUGGAGCCGGAGUCUAAUUCAAGCUCCGAGGCCCACCAAGAACCUAAACACCCCUCCAUCAUGCCCAAAUCUCAGUGCGGACUGACCAUGAAUAUGCAUGAGGUCACGGGUGAUGGAAAUGUCAACCUUGUGGACCCAGUAGUGAGAGGUGGGAGUGACCCCAGCGCAUAUCCGUCCUCCAGCUAUCAGAGGAAUGUGCAUCAGAGAUUCAUCAGGAGGAGCCUGUGGUUCUCGGACACGGACGAGCAGGCCUUCGAAGCACUAGAGUGUGACAACAGGAGUAAGAUCCUCAACAUCAACCUGAGGACAAUCGUGGACAGGACUCGGGGCACGAGCUGUGGGAUACAGGAGGGCUCCAGCACUGAGAGUCAAGGUGGGCAGAAAGACAGUGCAACAGAGAGCGCCAGUGCCGACGAGGAGAAGGAGAAGGGUGGAGAUGCGUUGAGUGUCACAUGCAGCGAUGGGAGCAGAGCUGCCAUAAAGGCUGCGAGUGAGGAGAACGAAGAGGAAGCAGAGAUGAAGGCCGUCUCCACGUCUCCGGGGGGAAGAUUUCUCAAGUUCGACAUCGAGCUGGGGAGAGGAUCCUUCAAGACGGUCUACAAAGGCCUGGAUACUGAGACCUGGGUGGAGGUGGCCUGGUGUGAGCUACAGGAUCGGAAGCUAUCCAAAGUUGAACGCCAGCGCUUUAAAGAGGAGGCAGAGAUGCUGAAGGGUCUACAACAUCCCAACAUUGUCCGUUUCUAUGAUUUCUGGGAGUCUCCUCUGAAAGGAAAGAAAUGCAUCGUUUUAGUAACGGAGCUCAUGACGUCAGGGACGCUGAAAACCUAUUUGAAGCGCUUCAAGGUGAUGAAACCCAAAGUCCUGAGAAGCUGGUGCAGACAGAUCUUGAAAGGACUGCACUUUCUCCACACCAGGACACCUCCCAUCAUUCACAGGGACCUUAAAUGUGAUAACAUCUUUAUAACUGGACCGACGGGGUCAGUGAAGAUCGGUGAUUUAGGACUGGCAACCCUCAAAGCGGCUUCGUUUGCCAAGAGUGUCAUAGGCACUCCAGAGUUCAUGGCUCCAGAAAUGUAUGAGGAGCACUACGAUGAGGCGGUGGAUGUCUACGCCUUUGGCAUGUGUAUGCUGGAGAUGGCCACUUCAGAAUAUCCCUACUCUGAGUGCCAAAAUGCUGCUCAGAUCUACCGCAAAGUCACAAGUGGAGUGAAGCCUGCCAGCUACAACAAGGUCAUGGAUCCUGAAAUCAAGGAGAUCAUCGGGGAGUGUAUCUGCCAAAAGAAAGAGGAGCGAUACACAAUCAAGGACCUGUUGAACCACGCUUUCUUUGCUGAGGACACAGGUGUGAGGGUAGAGCUUGCAGAGGAGGACGACGGGAAAAAGGCCUCAAUAGCCCUCAAACUGUGGGUGGAGGACCACAAGAAAUUAAAAGGGAAGUACAAGGAGAGCGGAGCCAUCGAAUUCACGUUCGACUUGGAGAGGGAGGUCCCUGAGGUGGUGGCUCAAGAAAUGGUGGAGUCAGGCUUCUUCCACGAGAGCGAUGUAAAGACUGUGGGGAAGUCGAUCAGGGACCGUGUGGCACUGAUCAAGUGGAGGAGGGAGAGAACGGUGUCUGCUGCAGUCCAGGGUGACGGAGUGCACCGGAUCCAGAUGACGCCGUCUCAGGGCAUGUCUGCCGGGGCUUCGCAUGUAGGGCAGCCCCUUUUGCUGGAGCCAGAGGAGACGGAGGCAGACCAGCACAACAGGCUUCGUAACCUGCCUGCCAGUGCCACCUCGGUCACAUCAGACAGCACGCUUGACAGUGGCAUGGGCUCGACUGUGUACUCGGAUUCCCACAGCAGCCAGCAGAGUGUCCUCUACCAGUCCCUGCUGGAGCCUAUUACUAUGGCAACACCGCAGUGGAAGAGCAGUAGCCCUUUUGUGACAGAUCGACCUCGUUCCUGUGGCAAGGGCGAAGUGUGGGGGGCAACGCUGAGCCCAGAGCUCAGGGCUCGAUUGGGAGCGGCGGGCCGGAGGGGAAGCGCCCCCGUUUUUGACACUCAAAGGGCAAGCCAGAUUGCUCAACUUCAUGCCCUCAUUCAGUCUCAGCGAUCAGUCAGUCCCACCCUGACGGUGGCAGAGAACCCGUCCGAACUCAGUCCCACUGAGCUGAACUCGGAGGCCGAGGAUGGGUUUCCCUCUCGGGCAGCUCCGCCCGCGCUGCAAGUUUCCCCCGGCACCUCGCCUCCUGAGUACCGUCGACUCAGUGACACCAGCGUCCAGCUGCCCUCUGAGACCAGCAGUGAAAAUCCAACAGUGCCCACCUCCGGUGCACGAAGACACUCUGACCUCAGCAGUCUACUCAGUCUUACCUCUCAUCAUCACCACCAUUUGGCGACACAAAGAGGCUCUGUGUGCCAGGCCUGCCUCGCUUUGGUUCUAUUGAGAUCACAAGACAAGAGUCACCGUCGGCCUUCCCUUGGAAUAUCAACACACCAUGGUCCAUGUGAUUCUAGACGUCAGUCAUUAUCUGGCGGAAUAUCUAGUUAUGGACUGAAAAAAUGUCCAAGUGAUUCCAAUUUUUCACUGCUCCAGCAGUCGCUGUUUAACAUAAUCAGUCGCAAAGCAGCCCCUUGUCACAACGCCCACGUCCAGGCCUCCCUGCAGCACCCCGUCGCUGCCCUCAAGCCUUCCCACAGCGACUGCAACCUGAAGAGUCGUCUUCAGAGUGGCAGUGUGGUUUUGGACCAAAACUCUCUCCAGGAGUGUGAGGGCAGAUUCUGUGCUGGACGAAAGCAAGUUGCCGGGGCUGUAGGAGUGGCCAGUUCUGCAGGUCAUCAGAAUCAGCCGUCUGCCCAGGGCUUGCCCUCUUCCAGCACAGCAAUGCACACACAGCCACAGUACCUCCAGCACGGACACAGCUACCCCGCUGCUCCUUAUGCUGGUCAGCUGAACGCUUCUGCACCAACUCCAGCCAGCAUGUGUUCAGUGAACAUCCAGCAGUCAGGCGGUGCUUCUAGCUACACACUUCCAAAUCUGCAGCAGUCGCAAGCUGCAGCAAGUAUUGGAACGUCAGCGCUGCUGCAGCAGCACGUGCAAAGCUACCAACCGCCAGGUCCCCAACAACAGCAGGCCGCAUCAGCAGGCGCUUCAACUUUUCCCUUGCACAUCCAGAACUCUCAGAACUCUGCUGCUGCAACUCAACAGGCUCCAUCUACACUGGGUUAUCCCGCAUCAGUACCACAACAGACUGGAGCAACCACCCUGUCAAUGCAACAGCCGGCGCAAAGCUGCCCUCUUGCAUCUGUAGCCACAAUCCAGUGUCAGCCUGCACAAGCUCCCAGCACGCUGCAGCAGGUCCAAGCCACAGUCAAUUUGCCCAGUCAGCAGCCUGGCCAGAGCUCCUCCACACCAGCACUUUACAGUCAGCAAAUAUCCAUUCAGCGAGAGCACCAACAGCCCUUACCACAAAACACUCAAUCUAGUAUACAACACUCGCAAAACACUGGGCAGGCAUUUAUUCAGCCGCAGCUGCAGCAUGGCCAAGAAAUGGCGCACGCCAUUCACCAACAAAUGGCACAACAGUCCACCCACAGCUCUCUUCAAACAGCAAUGCCACAACACAGCCAGGAUACGUCUCUGUCUCAUCCCCAUUCAACACCAACUUCAGCUGUGCAGGUGGCAGCAAACCAUCAGGGUUACUCUGCCGCAGCUUUACACGAUGCUCCAUCUCAGAGUUAUUCACAGUCAGUCCUUCAGCAAACAGCUUCAGGUCAGAGCCAGUACCUGCUGGGACAAUCUGCUGCUCCCUCUCAGAAUUAUGAAGGAAGUAACCAGGUAGUGACUCAUCAGGGCCUCCCAGCCUCUUCUCAGCAGAGCCAGCCUGCACAUUUGACCCCACAGAGUAUCCCUGCUGGUCAGUCCAUUUCACAGCUUGGACAAGACGAACAGAGUCUUAACCAGUCAGCCUCCAGUGUGUCAGCUCAUUCACAUCCUCCCCAACACUCAGUGACUCAGACUGCUGUCCCACAACAAAUACAACCUCUGCAGAUUUCAGCCUCACUCCCACAAUCACACCCGUCCCAGUUUCCUUCACAAUAUCCCACAGUCCAGGUGAUGGCAGCUGUGACUGACUGUGAAUCCUCCUCCUACCCUCACGCCUGCACUGCUCCUCACCCUUCGAUAUCUUCCUCUUUUAAUCACAUCUUCCUUUCUCCCGGACAAGCCGUUCCCGUCACCCCCUCUGUCUCCCCGCUGUCCCCUCUGAACAUUGAAAACGCUUUAGUUUCCCCCGUCCCGGUGUCCCUCAUCCCUUCCCCCUCGCUCGUGCCGGGUCAGUUGGAACCAACGUCGCCGCAGCAUCAGUCCACUGCUGCUCUGCAGCACAGUGCUCGAUACGACGCUCCUCCUGUACAGCCUGCUUUUAUCGCCACAUUAGCCCCCAUGCACACACACACUGUCCCAUGUCUGAAUACACACACUGCCGCAAAUGGCAACAGUCAGCCUCUGAUUCAGGUUCCUCAGCAGGGCCAGGUCAGCCACCCUGAUGGUCUCCCCUGCACUCAGUCUGUUCAACUCACACAACCUCCGGUCUUCUCUGCACCGGCUCAGAGCGGGACAGACUUGGGACCGGCCACUAAGGCUGCCCAGCUGGACAAUGUUGGCUCCUGCCAACAGUCCCCACCGGUCCAGCUCCAGAGUCACAUUCAAAGCCAAAAUUCUGUGCUGCAGUCCUCUGACUCUCAGAAAGCCUCGUCGGGGUCUGCCAGCUCCAGUUUGACUCAGCAGAAACUACUCAGUUCUGCUUCAGGAGCUGCAGCUCAGGGUCCGGCAGAGACCAGCGCAGAGGACCAGUUUGCAGAGAAACACACUGCAGGACAAAGCUAUGACAGUGUCAAUUCAGAUGCCACGUCGGGAAAGGAGAUGAGUGACGGUUACGAAGGGACACACGGAGGCAAAGGUGAAGGGAAAGUCCGUAAACAUCACCGCCGGUCGACUCGAACUCGUUCUCGACAGGAGAAGAUCAGCAGGCCCAAGCUGAGCAUGUUAAACGUGUGUAACACCGGUGACAAGAUGGUGGAGUGCCAGCUGGAAACUCAUAACCAUAAAAUGGUCACUUUUAAAUUUGACCUUGACGGAGAUGCGCCAGAAGAGAUUGCUACCUACAUGGUGGAGAAUGAUUUCAUUUUGCCUCUGGAGAAAGAGGUUUUCAUUGAACAGCUGAAAGACAUCGUGGACAAAGCCGAGGACAUGCUGAGUGAGGACACCGAGGGCGAGAGGAACUCGGACCAAGGACACAGCCCCAAACCCAGCGACGGAGCCGACACUUUGGGAACAGAGGCCUCUGCACCGAGCACACCACAGCUGGUGUACCAACAAAAUGUCCUCCAUACUGGAAAGCGCUGGUUUAUCAUCUGCCCUGUGGCUGAGACACCAGCGCUAGACAAAGAGACCACAACAUCGCACACCUCUACGGCCCAGGAGUCUGAAAAGUCCGCCUCGUCAUCAGUCAGACCGACCGGUAGCGCAGCUGCUACGACUACUCCGGUCACAUCUUCAUCCUCCCAGAACUCCUCCUCUUCUCUUCCCACCGCCGCUCAGACCUCGGUACAACCUCCAGAACAAGCCAGUGGAAAAGGCCUGGUCCAGCAGACCCAGCCGUCUGUGGCUAAACAUUCUCCUGCUGCUGGCGGACUCGGCCAUCACAACGCCCUUCCUGUGGAAGAACCCUGCAUUUCUGCCGUCUCCAUGGUGUCAGACAUGCCCUGCUGCGCUAUUGUGCCACCUGUCUCUCUGGACGUGAGCACCAUUGAUAAAGGAGGAGCCGGUGGUUUGGCCUCAUCUCAAACUAAUCAGUCGAAUCAGAAACUCAGCCCUACCGGGGAACUUCCCUCUCAGCUGGCCUCCCAUCAGUCUGUGGUGCUGCAGCAGCCGUACGCCACACCCAUGCAGCCUGGGACGGUGACUUCACAGCCGCAGAGUCCAGCGCAUCAGAGCUCCCAGGGCUCCUCGGGCCAGCAGCAGGGCGGAGGCCCGGGAGAGUCGGACGGCGAGGGGCCACGCAGGGUGGAGUUUGUCGACAGGACGAUCAAAACUCUGGAUGAAAAGUUGAGAAACCUGUUGUAUCAGGAGCACGGUCCCUCCCAGCCCAGCAACACCACCGCCGACCCCCAGGCCUCCAGCACGGAAGGAGUCAGCUCCCCGCCGGUGUCAGACGGCCAGAGCUCGGAGGGAGCGCACACAAAGAAAGGAGAACCACUGCCUCAGAUUCCUGAGCGCCUGGAUAGUGUGGGUGCGCUGAGUGACUCUGCAGUUGCAGCUACAAACAAGGUCUUGAAGCGAAGAGAUGUGUCUGCAAGCUCCACUUCAUGCAGCUCCAAAAGCCGCUUUCAAAUCGUCCCAACUCCACCGGAUGUCAUUAGUCGUUUGGAGAAAAGCAAGACCAGCUGCAGCAGCUGCAAUUCCCCAGCGCCCUCUAGUGGUUCUGGAGGUUCUCACAGCCAGACGCAGUGCAGGGACAGGAGGGAAAGCGGCAGUGCGGCUGUGUCCGCGUCCCCAGCGCCGCCCGACGACGCAGGAAUAUCCAAACUCCACAGUCACCGUUACUCCGCCCCACCAAACUUCUAUCAGCCGACCCCGACGUCCAGUCCCGACAUCACCCCGCGCCACAUCCCCCGGGCCCAGACGAUGGACGCCACGACCCGUCACCACAAUCACCAGCCGCCGCACGUUUACUCCGAUUCGGCAGAUGAAGAAAGCAGCAGCGUGGCUCCUCCUGCUCACCACGCUCCACCCGCUCACGCGCUGUCGGAGCACAGCGGAAGCGACCUCAUGAAGAGAGCCGUCGCCUUUCUGCGGCGUUCCGGGCGGAGCAAAAGCGAGCAGAGCUCUGAUUCACCGGGCCGGCAGCCAGUGGCCAUGAACGGUCACACUCCACCUGCUGCGGGACACCCCCACUCGUCCUACAUCAGCAGCGACAAUGACUCCGAGUUCGAGGAUGCAGAUAUGAAGAAAGAGCUCCAGAAACUGAGAGAAAAACACAUGAAGGAGAUCUCAGAGCUGCAGGCGUUCCAGAGGAGUGAAAUUGAACACUUGUAUAAGGAGCUGGGUAAAGCUUUGCCCCCGAACGUCAGCCUCCUCCACGCUGCACCGCCAACCGGCCGCAGGCGCAGGACCAGCAAGCACAAGCUGAAACCUGGAAAACUGCUCAAUCCCAUGGUGCAGCAGCUCCGGAACAAUCUCAACACCAGCAAUGUGGAGAGGAAAGGUGAAAGCACCGCCAGUUCAUCUGGCUCUCCGGCCAAGAGCUCACUUCUGUCAGAUGGCUCUCCUCACUCCAGCGGCAGCUCCAGCUCCAGCAAUCAGAGCGGCGCCGUCCCGGAGCAGGUCCACACCCAGCAGCCCUGCUCCCUGAAGGGCUCCUUCUCCUCCGACAACAUCUACGCUGGGCUGCAUGGUGACGGAACGGCUCACCAGGCUGGCAAUGGCCAAGGCUGGACGGUUUACCACCAAACGUCAGAGAGAGUCACCUAUAAAUCUAGUAGCAAACCACGCACUAGAUUCCUCAGUGGACCUGUGUCUCUGUCCAUCUGGUCCACUCUGAAACGACUAUGUCUAGGCAAAGAGCGCAGUAGUAGGUCUUCUCUCAACCCCACAUCUCAAACGGCCUCCGGUCAGACGCAGACCCUCAACGCGGCCACCUCCUCGCCGCCUCCUCAGCCGAUCACGCGGCUCGCUCAGGUCCAGACCAACAACAGCAACAACAAGAGAGGCACGUUCACCGACGACCUCCACAAGCUGGUCGACGACUGGACCAAGGAGACCAUAGCGGCGGCCAACCCGCCGCGACUCUCCCUGAACCAGAUGAAACAGCAGAGGCACCAGCAGGGCCUGCAGCACACAGCGCCACCCAUGGGAGCACGUGAGAUGAAACGUCCUCUUGACCGCAGCAAGUUCCAUCUGCCUCUCUCCUGCCCGCUGACGGCUGCUCUGGGCCCCGCGAUGCCUGCGACUCUCGCUCCAAGCUCCUCUGCAGGGCUGGCUCCUGGUUACCUCGUGCCUGCAGGCUCCUACGGACGGAGGGUCCCCAGUCCUCUGUAUGCCCAGCAGUGGCCCACCAUGCCGAGCCCCGUCGGGUCCGUGGUUCCCAUCGGCCUGCUGGGCACCGCAAGGAUGAUGCCCUAUUCCACAAUGGCAAAUCCUGGGAUCCAAGGUUACCCUGUGGUCAUGCACAAUCCUGAGAAUGGCCCCUGUCCAAAAACCACGAGGACUACCUGAUCUGUUGUGUUAGUGUGUGUGACUGUGUGUACGUGUGUGUAUGUGUGUGUGUGUGUGUGUGAGACUGUGUCUUAGCAAGACAGUUCAGCUUCUCUCUGCUCUAUUCACCAGAGUCACACAUGUACAUAGUCUGGUCUUGUAAAUAACAUGGCGCAAGUGUUGAAAUUCCUUUUACAACACGUGUGUGUGCGUGCGUGCGUGUGUGUUUGUGUGUGCGUGCGUGCGUGCCUGUAGAUAUAUGUGUAUACUGUACAGUACAUGUGAGGUAUGUCUGAAAAUCUAAUGCUUUCUGGUUUUGGUCUUGACUGAACUUAGCCAUACAAGACAUUUUAUCUGUGGUCACAAAAGCAUAUUUAACUUUCUCCUGUGUUACUGCGGUUUUCACAUUGCUUUUUGCCUUUCUGUGUUACGUACACUUUAAACACUACAUUGGAAUCCAAAUACCAGUGGCGUGCGAUAAACUUAAGAGGACAGUAUUUAUGAUGGAAAUAUGUGAAGGAAUGUAGUGCCUUGAACAUUGAUUUAUAUUUUUUUUCCUUUUUUAAAAUUUCAUUUGACAGUAGCUUUGAGUGCAGUUAUUUUUUUGGUUUUUAAAUGCAUUUCAGACAAUUUUUCUUUGGUUUACAUAUGAAUGCCCUUGUAGAACUGCACUAUUAACACAGUACAUUCUCUUUAUUUAAAUAAUAAAGUUAUGUUUUAACUCUUGUUUACUUUCCCACCCCUGUGACAGAUGGAAUGCCAUAGUGGUGAGAUGUACCGAUGCCUUGCAGAAACAAAUGGUUGACGUGUGACUGAUGAGGGAAGGAAAAAAAAAAAAAAACGCCAGCAGCCAAAAUCCACUCAUUCAGGUCGAAUGGUUCAGUUGGACACAGCCUCCUUUUUUUGAUAGGACAGCCGAAGCGUUGGGCAGCACGAGAGCUGGCGGUGUUGUAGCCUUGUGUGCGGAGGAAAACGGCGGUGUUCAGAGCCAUACAUACUGUACAUAGUUCUUUCUACAGUAUAUGCCUCUGGUAGUGUUCUGGUAAGAAUGUAGCAAUUAAUGUGAAGCGUUGAGGCUCAAAAAGUGCAAUUUUACCCCUCCACAAAGCUUUGAUCGUGGCCUUGCCACAAGCCUUACCUCUUUGUGCGACAGGAGCAAGCUGAAAAGUUAAACUACGCCACAAACCACCCACAGCAGCAGAUAUUACCCAGUAUAGUAUAAAAAUCACAAACCACAAAGCAAAUUCUGAAUUCACUACUGAUAAAUGUUCUUAAAACUUUGGUUGUUACUCAGCGUACACUUUAUAUAUAAAAAAAAAUAAAAAAUAAAUCUUUGCAAUGACUAAUUAAUUUUAUUUAUUUCCUUUUUUGUAAUGCUGCUAUCAUCUGACAAGGUGAUCCCACUGUCUACUUCUGUUCACACAUGAUGGUACUUAGGAUGAGACUCCUCAAAUAUGAAACCACCUCCAAGCAGUGUUAUUGCCUUGUUGAAAUUUGGACGUGUUGAUUUCCCAGACGGCAUUUAAUGACAUCCUCUUUUUGUUUCCAGUAAUAUUCAAAUGAUACUUGAUGUGGGAGAUUUGCACAACAUAUGGUCUCUCUUUAUUCUGUGUUGAAGAGUUCCUACACUGUAUAUAAAGUGGGCGUCACCCACCUGUACUUUUUUUAAACCACUGACAAGCAUGGCAAACUUUUCAUGUUCCACAAGGCAAAGAUAAACAGUCGAGCUCCUACAGUGUAAAACGUCAUGUCUACACAACACAUUUGAAAGAUUUCAGCACCCCAAUCCUGCCAAGCUGUGAAAUGUACAGUUUUUUUGUCGUUUGUAUUUGUAAAUUUGUUCGACUGCCUCGGGGUAAGGGUGGCGGUGGAGGAGGGGUUGCUUUUGAUGUAUAUUAUUCCAUCAAUUCGGUUUGAAUUGGACUUUUAUAGGAUAUUAUGCAGAGUCUUCUGCUUUGGUGAAAUACUUCCAGUAGUAAGAGAUUUCUGUUCUCUGUCACUCGUAUCUGGUAUGUUUCGUUCCACCUCCUUCGCUGCUGAACUCGCAGAGAGCAGAGGAGGCAGUAACUAAUCCUGGCAUAUUCAUUUGGAUGCAGAAAACUGAGGGCUGAAAUGCUCACAGGAGGAGGGGCAGAGAAGUCCCAGCUGCUUUUCUCACUGCUCCUAUCGAUAUCGACAACAGCGCCCCCUGGUGAAUAUGUUGCAGAUUGUCCACGGCUUGUAUUUAAAGUGGUGGGAUUGCUUUUUGCCUGCUGUAUGUCCCACUGCAUUACCCCACCCUAUCCUGCUGCACUCUUAUCACAGACUGUAUGUUGAGAGAUAAAUAAAUAUACUUUUGUGCUUGAU
Molecule: messenger RNA, 10858 nt
Organism: Salarias fasciatus (jewelled blenny)
Lineage: Eukaryota; Metazoa; Chordata; Actinopteri; Blenniiformes; Blenniidae
Product: serine/threonine-protein kinase WNK2
Exons: 30
Coding region: 278-8533 (2751 amino acids)
Biological process (GO): protein phosphorylation
Molecular function (GO): ATP binding; protein serine/threonine kinase activity
Source: RefSeq, a predicted model, not a curated record